Messenger RNA from Scylla paramamosain (green mud crab), 4277 nucleotides. Its product is annotated as RING finger protein 207-like. The transcript is spliced from 11 exons. The coding region runs from base 585 to 1754 and encodes 389 amino acids. Gene Ontology annotation, biological process: protein monoubiquitination. Gene Ontology annotation, molecular function: zinc ion binding; ubiquitin protein ligase activity. The record is from RefSeq and is a predicted model, not a curated record. Lineage: Eukaryota; Metazoa; Arthropoda; Malacostraca; Decapoda; Portunidae.
CUGCAACUCCCUCCCUCCGUCAGUUUAUCACCAACGCUUGUGAGGUCGAGGCUAACAGAUUAACAAAGACAGGUAAAGAAAGAGAAAGAGAGAGAAACAAACCGAAGGACAGACAAAGAAAGAAAAACAAGAAGGGAAGGAAAAGAGACAGAAGAAAAAUAAAAUAAAGUGAGUGAAGGAGAAGAAAAAAAGGAAAGAAAAAAUCAAAAGCAUACACCAUAUACAUCACUAAGAAGAGAAAGAGAGAGAAGAAAGAAAAAGAAAAUAAGAUAAUACAAGGAAGAUAGAAAGAUAAAGAAAAGUGAAACAACGAACAAAAAAGAGAAAAAAAAACAAGAGAGAGAGAGAGAGAGAGAGAGAGAGAGAGAGAGAGAGAGAGAGAGAGAGAGAGAGAGAGAGAGAGCUGGCAAAACAACAACAAAAAAGUGUAAAAGUGUACGAAUGAGUAAAUAAGAGAGAGAGAGAGAGAGAGAGAGAGAGAGAGAGAGAGAGAGAGAGAGAGAGAGAGAGAGAGAGAGAAGGAGGUGUAGCAGAGGGUGAGAGUGGAGUCAGGCAAGGUGUGGUGCUGCAAACACGCCUUCAGGAUGAGCGUGGCUAGAGUUCUCAGCCCCCUCCGUCUUGCUGCCCCGGAGAAGAAUGGACAGACUAGCGGGCGGACCAGCAUGACGGAGGGUCUAGCCACGCCCCUCCGCUCCGUACUCACCUGCGGGGGCUGCGGCAGGCGUUACGAUGACGCCUCCCACAGACCCAAGUUCCUCUCGUGCUUCCACACCGCUUGUCUCUCCUGCUUGAGGAAGGAUUUCAGCGGCGGCAAGGUGAAGUGCCCGACUUGUGCCUGCGUGACCGAGGUGAAGUCCGCGGACAGCCUGCCGGACAACACGCAGCUGUGCACCAUCCUCCUCAACAUGUCCUCUCUCAACCUGCACGAGGCCGGCACCUCCACCCCCGCCCGGGACACCUGCCCCGCCCACGCCGCCCGCAUCAACUUCUGGUGUGAUACGUGCAGGAUGCCACUCUGCCGCGACUGCACCGUGCUGGCCCACCGCGAGGCGCAUGGACACAAGGUGCGCGAUCACGACCAGGCGGUGGCGGUGCUGCGGGCGGAGGUGCGCUCGUCGGUGGGUGAGGCGCGCACGCUGCUGCAGGAGACGCGUCGCCUGCGCCACGACCAGCGCAAGUACCUCCUCCGCCAGCUGGACGCCGCCCGCGCCUAUGAGAAGCAACUCAAGUCUGAACUGAAGGCGCUGGACAACGACAAGAAGGAGGAUAGCCGCGGCCUGGACCGUAUCGAGACAGAUUCCGAGCAGGAGACUUCACUCAUCAGCCUGCAGGAGAUGGCGCAGUCGGGCGGGGUCUGUGGUGUCCCGCCUCUCCCGGGACCUCGCCGCCGCCAAGGCCGUGCUGGCGGACUCCUUCCUCUCGCUGGGCAAGCUGCACCGCUCCCAGGACGAUCUGGACGCCAUCGAUAUCAAGUCCACGGCCAGCGGCAGCGGCGGGGGCUCGUGCGAGGGGUCGCCGGCGCGGAGCAGCACCGCGGAGGCGGGGGCCAGCCGCUCCAGCACGCCGGAGACACGGUCCCCGGGCAGUCCGGCGAGGGCUUGCGUGGAUCGCCGCAGCCAGAGCCUGGCGGGCCACUACAGCAGCCGCCGGCUGGCCCACAACGGACGGGCGGGCAAGGUGGCGGCGCUGAGGCCAACGCUCAGCCUGGAGGCGGCGGCGCCCACCAUCCAACCUUUGCCGCGGGUGUACCUUGACCUGAGCAUCGAGGGCAUCCAGCAAACAGCGCGGGUGGUGAUUGAGCUGCGGCCCGACAGGGCGCCCAGGCUGUGCGAGAACUUCACGCUGCUGUGCACGGGUGCGCGGGGCUUCGGGUACCGCGGCAGUCAGGUGUUCCGCUGCCUGCCGGGCUGGUGGCUGCAGGGCGGCGACUUCCAGAACAACGACGGCGAGGGCGGCAGGGCGGCGCUGGGCGACGAGGAGCUCAUCAGCGCCGAAACCACGGACUUGGAGCCACGGCCCGGGGCGGUGGAGAUGCUGUGUAUGUCCACCAAUGAGCAGGGGCGGCUGAUGGUGGGGUCGCAGUUCUUCAUCCACGUCAAGAAGUACAGCUACACUCACGUCUUCGGUUACGUAAUCGACGGCCUCGACCUCGUGGACAAGAUGACGCAGCUUGGGGACUCGGCGCACGUGUACCGUCCCUCAAAGACCAUCACAAUAGCUGACAGUGGGCUGCUGGCUGCUUAGGGGACGGUUCCACGCCGCCACCACCAUCACCGCCGCCACCACCACCACCAUCACCACCACAACCACCACCACCAAUAACCUUGUCUCCUCCUCGUCCCCUUUCCUCUUGGCCUUGGUCCUUUUCCUCCUCCUCUUCCUCUUUCUCCUCCUCCUCUGUUAAAUCAAGACUACUUACACAUAUAUUUCCCUAUAUUUUGUCCCUUUUCUUUUUUUUUUUUUCUUUUUUUCUUUCUCUUCUCCUCCUCCUCCUCCUCCUCCUCCUCUUCCUCCUCCUUUUUCCUUCCUUUUCCUUCGAUGUUCCUUCCUCCUCAUCCUCCUCUUGUUCCACUUCCUCCUCCUCGUUUCCUUCUCUCGUCACUCACUAUCUAAAGAAUAUAUGUUUUUCUUUUUUCCUCCUUCAUAAAACUACUUCCUAUUCUUUCCUUUAACACGAAAUCUUCCUUCUUAUAUUUUUCCUUUACUUUUAUUUUCCUUUAAAUAGAAACUUCUCGCUAUUUUUUUCUCUUCAUUUUUCAUUUUUCUUUUAAUUUCCUUCGUUCUUUGUUUUUCCCUUUUCCUUACCCAAUGAAAAAUAUCAAACGAGGAAAUCGUUUAAAUAAUAUUUUUUUCCUUUCUUUCUUCAUUUAUUGAUCCCUAUUUUUUUCUUCCUUCCUUCAUUUAUUCUUGCCUCUUCCUUUUCUUCUACAAAUACAAUUACCUCCUCCUUCUUCUCCUCCUCCUCCAUCCUUCGCCACCCCGUCACAUGAAUUCCCGUCCCAUCCUGUCGUGCCCCAUCUCAUCUGCCCCACCCAGCACCCACCUGCCCCUCCCUCCACUCCCCCCCUCCCUUUCCUGUAGGAGUGACAUAAUUUUUUCUUUUCCUUCCUGGAGCGUCUGCAGUACUGUGGCUUAAUGCACUCCUUCCUUCCUUCUUUCCUUCCAUCUUCGUUUUCUAUUUUCAUCCAUCCCUUUCUCUCUUUUCCUCUAUCUUUCCCUUUUUUUUCUUUUUUUUUUCAUUAAUUAUGCACUCCCUUCCUUCCUUCCUUAAUUUUUCUCUCUCCUUUCGUCUAUCCUUCAAGUCUAUCUUUUUUUUUUUUUUUCCUAAUCCCUCUUCUGUUCUCUUCCUUCAUCUACUUUCCCCUCUUUCCCUUUAUCUAUUCCUUCUUUUCUUGUUUGAUUUUUUCUUGGUUUUCCUUUUUUCUUACUAACCUUCAUUAUCUCCUUUCUUACUUUUCAUAUGUCCGUCUAUCUUUUCCUUCCUUCAUCCUUCCAUCCCUCUCCCUCCUUUCCUUUCCUUCCUUCCUUCCUUCAUUCAUUCCUUCCUUGUUCUUAUUUUCCGUUCCCGUUUGUUCAUUACUCUUUCUCCUUCUAUUCCUUCAUCCCACCAACCUUUUUCCUUUCCUUCCCUUCCAUCCUUCAUUUCUCGUUCCUUUCCCUCUUUUUAUUUUCCUUCAUCACCACUAAAUUACUCCUUCCUUUCUUCGUUUGUUUCUCCGUCUUCCCUUCCUAUCUUCUCACUCUCCCUCCCUCUCUCCCUCCUUCUCCUCCUCAUCUCCUGAGGAAUCACUUCACUUCCUUCUCCAUUACAUCUUUUAAUAGACGCUGUUUGGCAAUCAGUCCUUCUGUUUAUUUUCCUUCCUCCUCCUCCUCCUCCUCCUCUUCCUCCUCCUCCUCCUCCUCCUCCUCCUCCUCCUCCUCCCUCUCUUCGUCGGUUAAGUAUAUAGUUAAAACAUUACGGAAUAUUAUAAAACUAGAGAGAUUAUUGACACAGAUACAAUAUUUAUCAUGAAACUGACUAGAAGAAAGAAAACCCAUAUAGUAUUUUUCAUAUAUAUUUUUAAGGGUUAAUCAGUUUCCUCUUGUUUACCUCCUCCUCCUCCUCAUCCUCCUCCUCCUCCUCCUCCUAUUCCUCCUCCUCCUCCUCCUCCUAUUCCUCCUCCUCCUCCUCCUCCCCGUUGUUGUUCGUGUCUAGCUAAUAAAAAAAAAAGAUGAAUAAAUAGUAAAAACAAAACAAAAAAAAUAAAUAAAUAAACAUUCUUAGUAGGAAAGAAUUA